Messenger RNA from Penicillium longicatenatum, 1068 nucleotides. RefSeq lists its product as uncharacterized. NCBI's taxonomy places the organism in Eukaryota, Fungi, Ascomycota, Eurotiomycetes, Eurotiales, Aspergillaceae. Bases 1 to 1068 code for a protein of 355 amino acids. The transcript is spliced from 7 exons. The record is from RefSeq and is a predicted model, not a curated record.
AUGGCGGGCACACUGCCUCCACUCUUUGAAAUCUCGGAUGAGGAUCACGGUGGAUAUGCUGCGGUCACAGUCUACACGCUAUUGGCAUUAACGAUCGUGGUCGUUCUCACUCGUCUGUUCAGUCGAUGGUACAUUGGUCGAGUCAUUCAUUCCGAUGAUAUUUUGCUGGCAGCGGCAACAUUAUCAGGUAUAUUGCAGAGUGUCAUUGUACAACUUGCAAUUUCCAAUGGACUUGGUCGGAAACGCCCCACUAUAGACAAUCACCAUUUCCGGCUGUUUCUAAAGUAUGAAUAUGUCGCACAAAUCCUCCUUAUCGUGACGAUAGCGCUGAGCAAGCUUUCGUCGGGACUCCUCUUCAAGAGCACGCUCACAUCGCGGGAAUAUACAUGGGCAAAUAUGACGUUGAUCGGGGUCAUAUCUGCAUGGGCUAUUGGGUCCAUCUUGGCGUUAGCUCUACGAUGCUCUCUACCCACACCCUGGGAGUGGAAUCUACCAGAGAAGUGCAUUGAUCAGGCCGCGCUUUUCCAAGCUAUCGCAGCAUUGAACAUCAUCACGGAUGUAGCCCUCGUGGUUCUUCCAUGUGUGUUGCUCCGCAACGUACAGCUUUCCCGGUGGAAACGGUUUAGAAUAAUGGCUCUGAUCGCCAGUAAAAUAAUCGUAUGUGCUGCGACGGGAGUGGAGAUCCACUACACUCUCAACUUAUUCAAAUCACCCGACCUUCUAUGGGCAAGCACCAACUCGACUGUUUGGGACCAAGUCAUGAUGAACCUGAGUUUAGUCACAACGGCCCUCCCAUCCCUCGGAAGACUGGUAGUCGAGCUUCAACCCGAUGUCUAUGCAUUCACCAUCCACGACGAUACUGCCGACGCACACAAAAGCAAUAAAUACAACAUCUCAUCCAUGAGAAAGUCAUAUCCUACACGGACAGAUCCACCCCUCAGUCCCGGAACUUCGGUGCAGGUCACCAGUGGAUGGCGGGAAUCCUUUCGAGAUGAUGCUGAAAGCAUGGAGGGCCUUGUCAACCCACCUAAUGUCAUCCAGCAGACGAUCCAUUUCGAGGUCCACUGA